AUGUCAUAUCAUCUAACCACAUCCUACGCUGGAGAGGCUCUUCUCUCUGGCUUCAACUGGUUCAAUGGACUGGAUCCUUCGCAUGGAUUUGUUUCCUAUCAAAGCAGACGCGAUGCCGAGGCCCUGGGCCUCUACAGCAUCGACGAUAGAACAGGAGUCGUCAGGCUGGGCGUGGACAGCACGCACGAGUAUUCACUCGCUGAUCGAGGCCGGCCGAGUAUUCGCAUCGAAAGCAAGGCGACGUAUGACCACGGCCUGUUCAUUGCCGACUUCUUGCACAUGCCGCCUUCGCAUUGCGGCUUAUGGCCAGCGUUCUGGACAUAUGGCGACAACUGGCCGUACGACGGCGAGAUCGACAUCAUCGAAGGCGUCAACACCGCCCACACAAACAUCCUCUCCGCCCACACCGCCGACGGCUGCACCCAGAGCCCGACCAUCGACGGCCUCUACAGCGGCACGCUGAUCAACGCCGAGUGCGCCGUCGGCGACAACAACAUUGGCUGCGGCUUCCACCCCUCGGGGGAGGACACCUCGUCGUACGGCGACGGCUUCAACGCCGCGCACGGAGGCGUGUACGCCAUGGAGUGGGAUUCCGUGCACAUUCGCAUCUGGCACUUCGCGCGGGGCUCGAUCCCGAGGGAUGUCGAGGAGAAGAGGCCGGAUCCCGAGACGUGGGGGCUGCCGAUUGCGGUGUUUGGGGGGGAGAGCUGUGAUGUUGAUCAGUAUUUCCACAGGAUGAGGCUGGUGCUGAACAUUAACUUUUGUGGUGAUUAUGGUAAUGCUGUUUGGGGCAACUCGGAUCAGUGCAAUCAGUUCGCGGCCACAUGCCCUGAAUAUGUGGCCAGUCAUCCGGAAGCCUUUGCGAAUGCUUACUGGGAUGUGCGAUAUAUCGACGCCUAUGAGCUC
Molecule: messenger RNA, 906 nt
Organism: Trichoderma citrinoviride
Lineage: Eukaryota; Fungi; Ascomycota; Sordariomycetes; Hypocreales; Hypocreaceae
Product: glycoside hydrolase family 16 protein
Exons: 4
Biological process (GO): glucan catabolic process
Molecular function (GO): hydrolase activity, hydrolyzing O-glycosyl compounds
Source: RefSeq, a predicted model, not a curated record